This is a messenger RNA of Aspergillus versicolor CBS 583.65, 970 nucleotides long. Its product is annotated as EF-hand superfamily Ca2+-modulated protein. The record is from RefSeq and is a predicted model, not a curated record. The transcript has 3 exons. The coding region runs from base 189 to 761 and encodes 190 amino acids. Lineage: Eukaryota; Fungi; Ascomycota; Eurotiomycetes; Eurotiales; Aspergillaceae.
GCUUAUCAGAUAUCCAGCUAUCCACUGCAGUCUUCUUGCUCUGCAAUAUGAGUGUCUGACGAAAGUCAGAGUGUCAUCCGUCUUUCACCGCGCCUACCAAUGGCCGAGCCCCGCCUCUGGGUCUUUCACGGCUUUCUUUGACGUCAACCGCAAACCACCGCAUCUAAGCUUCCUAACUCAACGGCCACAUGCCACCAAAGAAGCGCUCCGCGCCCAGCGCAUCCUCGUCAGCCCCCAAGAAAGCACGACAAUCCAAACUCGCGAAGGAGAACGACAUCAGCGGCGAAGAAGAAAACGAGAUCAAAGAGGUAUUCCACAUCUUCUCCGAGCCGAACGAGGAAUUCCCCAAUGAAAAGGAAGGGGUGAUUGCAAGGGAGGAUGUGCGGAAGGCUCUUGUAGCUUUAGGUCUCUCCCCCGAAUCUUCGCAGGAACUCCAAUCGAUUCUCUCGGCGGUAGACCCCACAGUCACUGGUUACGUUCCUUAUGCGCCGUUUCUCUCUGUCGCGGCGGCGAAACUGCGAUCGCGGUCUGACGAGGCGAUGUCAGCGGAGGUCGACACUGCGUUUCAGCUGUUUACCCGUGGGACAGACGGACCGAUAACAUUGAGCCAUUUGAGAAGGAUCGCACGCGAACUGAAAGAGGAUUCAGGCGAUGCGUUGCUUAGGGAUAUGAUUCUGGAAGCUAAUGGGGGUGCUGGUGUGGAUGCUGGGGUGUCGUUGGAGCAAUUUCAUGAUAUCAUGCUACGGGCGGGCGUUUUCUAGGUUUGGUUUCUUACGGUCAUGGAUUAUUGCGUGCAUGGUGUUUAAGGUGUUGGAUGUGGCCUUUGAUGCAUACAUAAAAUUUACCAGUAUAUUUGCUGGAGGUUUAUCAAUGACACUAGUUUAAUGUAUUCGGAGUGGGUACUGAUACAACCAAGAUCUCCGUGAUAUAAAUACAAUAAGAGAAAAUCUGGCAAGCCGCUAACGCCUAU